Psylliodes chrysocephalus is the source of this 405-nucleotide messenger RNA. The record is from the annotation of a GenBank genome assembly. NCBI's taxonomy places the organism in Eukaryota, Metazoa, Arthropoda, Insecta, Coleoptera, Chrysomelidae.
AUUCCAUAGUAUGCAGAGCCGUCAGAAUGCUUGGCUUCUUUAAGAGACAUACUAGGUACGUCAAUGAUACAAAAGCAAUCAUGAUACUUUACAAUGGCCUGCUGAGAAGUAUCCUGGAAUACUGUUUUGUUAUUUGGCAACCUACUUACACCUGUAAUAUCAAUAGAAUUAAAAGAGCGCAACAUAUAAAUUCAUAUAAUACCUUUGCUUUGUGGAAUCCAGAGCCUGGAAUGCAGAAGAAAGCAGGCUUUUCUCCUAAUACUGGCUUAAUUAAUAGGUGGUUCUAUCAAGUCGUCGCGUUCAUGACAAAACGGCACAAACUCCACUAUGAUCUUUUUUCAUAAAUUAUUUUGUAGUAAUUUUGAAAUGAAACAAUUUCAUUCUUGUUCUUCCUAUAUUUGUUUU